UUUACUUGAUUUCUUGUUGGAGCUUUGUGUACAGGUAAACAGUUCUAUUGUUGUAUUGUAGUAAAACGAAGCUAAAACCAAAUAUUAUAGGAGAGAUUUAUAGGUGGUGUUGUCGUAGUAGUAGUGGUGGUGGUGGGGGCGCUGGUGCUGAUUCAAAGGUGAGAAAGAGAACAUUCUGGGCUUUGGCUUUAUGUGAUAGUGUAGCUGUGGUGGCUAUCAAAAGAUGAGGAACAGCUCAUAUUUCUGAAAUCUUGCUCUUUUAUUUUGGGUUUUUGUUGGCUGGUUCUUGUGUUUUGUGGGGUUACGCUAUUGGCUAUUCUUUUAGCUCCCCUAUUUAUGCAGGCUUCUAGCCUAACUAUAACAUUGCCAUUCAUACGAACUUUGAUUCUUUGUACUUGUUAAACCGAUCAUACCCCAUGCCCACUUUGCUUGCUUUAUAACAUUCUAGCACUCUUGUGGAGACCAAUUCAAGGUAUCCCUUCAUAAAUCAAUCAAUACAUUCCAUUUUGUAUCCUUAGAGUGAGUUGAUCUUCUUCAAGCUUUGAUGGUCUGUUAUCUGUUUCUGAUAUGGCUUGUUAUGCUUUCAUUUGAGGUGUUGUGAGGAUCAAAGUUGAAAGAAGAUUUUUUUAAGGAAUGUAUCUGAGUUUUGGGUUUUGAAACUUUGUGGACCAGAAAAGGUCUCCGUAGUGUGUGAUUCUUUGAAAAAAGAAAACAAAGAAAGAGAGAAGUGAAUAGAUAAACAAUUACGGCGAGGGUGAUGGUGUCAGUUUUGAGCAAGUGGGGGUGUCUCUUUUUGUGAGAAUUAUCUAUGUUUUGAGAGUCUUUAGGCAAUGUCUCCUUCACCUGACCCUCUUUGCCCAGGCUGCGUGGCCUCUUCUACCAAUAGAGGAAGCAACCUCUUCUUUGAGCCCCUUUCCAUCUAAGUGAACAAUUAGUCGAAAUUCACACCAUCACCACACUCUUUCUCUCUCUGUUUAUCUCUUAAUCUUUUUCUUUGGCCUUUGGUUUGUAGGGAACAUUCAGUUACACUGAGAAAUUUAUUAGAUUUUUUAUCCAUUUCUGAUACUCAAACACCAGUUGAUAACAAUCAGGUCUCCUAUGUGUACUUCUGUAGUUUACUUGAAGUCUGAUUGGUAAUAUUGCUUUUGAUUGGCCACAGUGGAAUUUCUGUGAAUUUGGUGUAAAAUUGGAAUCUUUUGACAGAAAACUGUGGAACUGAUCAUUCACUCAACAAAAUGAAGUUUAUGAAACUUGGGUCGAAGCCUGAUUCAUUUCAGACCAAGGGAGACAAUAUUAGGUAUGUGGCUACUGAGUUAGUAACAGACAUAGCUGUUAAUGUCGGGGAUGUGAAAUUCAGUCUGCAUAAGUUUCCCCUUCUAUCCAGGAGUGCACGCUUGCAGAAGCUGGUUGCAACAGCAAAUGAUGAUGCCAGUGACGAAAUUAACAUCCAGGAUAUUCCUGGUGGGCCUGCAGCUUUUGAAAUAUGUGCCAAGUUCUGUUAUGGUAUCACAGUCACUCUCAAUGCAUACAAUGUGGUUGCAGCUCGAUGUGCAGCAGAAUUCCUUGAGAUGUAUGAAACAGUUGAAAAGGGCAACCUAGUUUACAAAAUUGAUGUCUUUCUCAACUCUAGCAUCUUCUGUAGCUGGAAAGAUUCAAUUAUUGUUCUUCAAACUACAAGGUCGCUUCUUUCAUGGUCAGAGGAUCUUAAGAUUGUCAGCCGCUGUCUUGAGUCCCUAGCUACCAAGGCUUCAGUUGAUACUUCCAUGGUGGAAUGGUCAUAUACCUAUAACAGGAGAAAACUUCCAUCUGAAAAUGGGAAUGAUCCUCUCUGGAAUGGUGUUAGAAAACCACAAUUGGUUCCAAAGGACUGGUGGGUGGAAGAUCUCUGUGAGCUUCAUAUAGAUUUAUAUAAGAGGGUGAUAACAACAAUCAAAACAAAAGGAAGAGUUUCUGGUGACAUAAUUGGAGAGGCCUUGAGUGCAUAUGCCGUGCGAAGGUUACCAGGGUUUAGCAAGGGUAUGACAAAGAAUGUUGAUGUAACUAAGUAUAGAGCUUUAGCGGAGGCCAUUCUUUGGCUGUUGCCCACAGAGAGAGGUAGUGUUCCCUGUGGCUUCCUGCUUAAGUUGUUAAGAGCUGCAAUUUUAUUAGAAUGUGGAGAAGCAGAAAGAAGAGAAUUGAUGAGGAAAAUUGGCCACCAGCUAGAGGAAGCUACGGUGGCUGAUCUUUCGUUCCAAGCUCCACCUGGGGAAACGACAGUAUAUGAUGUUGAUAUGGUGCAAUGCCUAGUUGGAGAGUUCAUAACAUAUGAGCAGAGUGCUCACACUGGGUUUCCUAUAGAAAAUGAAAUAAAGGAGAUUAGAGGCCCUGGAAUAGUAACAGAUGCUUCAAAGGUGAAGGUAGCAAAGCUGGUUGAUGGCUACCUUGCUGAAAUUGCCCAGGAUCCCAACCUACCUCUUACAAAAUUUGUCAAUCUUGCUGAAAUUGUGUCAAAUUUCCCUAGACUGUCCCAUGAUGGACUUUACUGUGCCAUUGACAUGUAUCUGAAGCAACACCCUGGGAUUAGCAAAAGUGAGAGGAAGAGAAUCUGCAGGUUGAUGGACUGCAGGAAAUUAUCAGCGGAAGCAUGCAUGCAUGUGGUGCAAAAUGAGCGACUUCCCUUGCGAGUGGUUGUGCAAGUCCUCUUCUUUGAGCAGAUAAGAGCCUCAACAUCAGCUGCUGGCAACAGCACGCCUGACAUACCAGCGUCCAUGAGGUCCUUACUCCCUGGUGGAUCUCAUGGGAGUUCACAGUCUACUACAGCCAACACUGAGGAGGAUUGGGAUGUGGUGGCAACUACCAAGGAUAUAAGGGCUUUGAAGGGGGAGCUUGCAACUCUAAGAUUAUCAGGCAAUAAAAUCUGGAAUGAUGGUGCAAAAAAUGCGAAAAUUGUUGCGGGUAAAAUGAAAGGUGUUGUUCUCAUGUCAAAAGUCUUUUCAAAGCUCAGGUCAGGCAAUGAAAGAAAUUGUGAAAUUAGUAGCUCGGAUACAUCUGAGAGCCCAAGUCCUGGUUCUGCUACAGCAGACCAAACAAAGUUGACCCCUUCUAGGAGUAGGAGGCAUUCAGAAUCUUAGAUAUAAACAUGCUAAGGCAUGCCUUGUUUGGGCUUGUAAACUUAUGUACAUAUUUGACCAUUAGGAAAAUUAGAAGCCACUGACUUUAUCCGGCUGAUUCCCCUUUGGUACAAUUCCAGCAAAAGACGCAUGUUGAAAGGGUUAUGGAGAAAAAUCAUGUCAGUUAGAAAAAUCAUGGAAAAUUACUGCUGAAGAGAUGGAGGUGGUAUAGUAUUGAUUGUUGAUCUUUGUGCCCUAUUCUGAGAGAGGGAAAGUGUGAUGGUUAACCACUUUUGCUGUACUAAAGUCUAAAGUCUAAAGGGAAUGGCAAAGUCUCUUUAGUGUUAUUUUA
Mangifera indica (mango) is the source of this 3441-nucleotide messenger RNA. Its product is annotated as BTB/POZ domain-containing protein NPY4-like. The record is from RefSeq and is a predicted model, not a curated record. NCBI's taxonomy places the organism in Eukaryota, Viridiplantae, Streptophyta, Magnoliopsida, Sapindales, Anacardiaceae. Gene Ontology annotation, molecular function: protein binding.